GCUAUGACUUCCCGGCCGUGCUGCAGUGGUUCGCCGAGCGCGUGGACCUCAUCAUCCUCCUCUUCGACGCCCACAAGCUGGAGAUCUCGGACGAGUUCUCCGAGGCCAUCCGAGCCCUCAAAGGCAACGAGGACAAGAUCCGGGUGGUCCUGAACAAGGCCGACAUGGUGGAGACGCAGCAGCUGAUGCGCGUCUACGGGGCGCUGAUGUGGUCCCUGGGGAAGGUGUUCAACACCCCCGAGGUGCUGCGCGUCUUCAUCGGGUCCUUCUGGGCCGAACCGCUCCUCAUCACCGACAACCGGCAGCUCUUCGAGUUGGAGGAGCAGGACUUGUUCCAGGACAUCCAGAACCUGCCCCGAAACGCCGCCCUGAGGAAGCUCAAUGACCUCGUCAAGCGGGCGCGGCUCGUCAGGGUGAGUGUGGCCGAGCGGGUGCGGGACCCCAGGAUCCUUGGGGUUCUCCAUGGCUCCGACGGGGCCAAGGGGACCCCAGGAUCCCUCGGGGUUCUCCACGGGUCUGACGGGGCCAAGGGGACCCCAGGACUCCUCGGGGUUCUCCACGG
This is a messenger RNA of Pelecanus crispus (Dalmatian pelican), 562 nucleotides long. NCBI's taxonomy places the organism in Eukaryota, Metazoa, Chordata, Aves, Pelecaniformes, Pelecanidae. The record is from RefSeq and is a predicted model, not a curated record.